AUGUCGAGCUCCACGAACCCGAACGGCGCUGCGCGAGAAGACGGCCGGGCCCCCAAUCAGCUGCGGGAGCUGAGUUGUGACUUUGCUGUCAACUCGGCGGCUGAUGGAUCAGCUCGCUUUCGUUUGGGCCAGACCUGUGUUGAAGUCUCCGUUUUCGGCUUUCGCGGAGUCCCCGUCCGCAGCGAGCUCCCAGAUCGCAGUGCGAUCGAAGUAUCGUUUCGAGGCGUGGGCGGUCAGCGCAAAGUGACAGACGCGGCGGCUGAAAACUUUUUGCGCGAGUGCGUGGACUGUGCCCUGCAGGUCCACGAGCAACCCCGGUCGCAGUGCGCCGUUGCCGCCCACGUGGUCCAGGAUGAUGGGGGUGUCUUGGCCGCCCUUGCUUCUGCCACUUGCCUUGCCCUCCUGGAUGCCGGGCUUCCAAUGACCAACGUCUUUGUUGGUGUCUCAUCUGCCUUUGACGCCAAGGGAGGUUUUCUCCUUGACCCGUCAGCCACAGAGGCCCAGGCCUCGGCAAACGCCACCGUGGUGUUGUCGUGUGGUGCUGAAGGCGGUCGAGUCCUGGCCUGUGAGCAACAUGGCCCCUUGACCCCCACUCAACUGGAUUACGUCCUGCAGAGCAGUCAGGCCACGGCGGCCGCAUUUGCAGCCUUCGUGCGCAAGUCCUUUGAACGAAGCAAAUCCCCACUUGGGUUUUGCCCAAUCGUUCACAUCUACCCGGACCCCUCGUCCCCAUUCGCUCUGCCCGUGCGGCGUACACUAGAGCCAGACUAG
Monosiga brevicollis MX1 is the source of this 771-nucleotide messenger RNA. RefSeq lists its product as uncharacterized. Gene Ontology annotation, biological process: U4 snRNA 3'-end processing; poly(A)-dependent snoRNA 3'-end processing; rRNA catabolic process. The transcript has 5 exons. The record is from RefSeq and is a predicted model, not a curated record. Gene Ontology annotation, cellular component: nuclear exosome (RNase complex); cytoplasmic exosome (RNase complex); nucleolus. Bases 1 to 771 code for a protein of 256 amino acids. NCBI's taxonomy places the organism in Eukaryota, Choanoflagellata, Craspedida, Salpingoecidae.